Messenger RNA from Lachancea nothofagi CBS 11611, 774 nucleotides. NCBI's taxonomy places the organism in Eukaryota, Fungi, Ascomycota, Saccharomycetes, Saccharomycetales, Saccharomycetaceae. The record is from the annotation of a GenBank genome assembly.
AUGCCUAAACUUGAAGAAAUUGAUGAUUAUGAUGAUAUCGAUAACCUAGAAAUGGAUCUCGCAGAGAUUGAUGCAAACAUGAAAUCUCCCGUAGCACCCAGAAUUGUACCAGAAAUAAAGAGGAGUCAGGACGAAGAGCCUCCUUUAUUCCCAGCAAAUAACUCUCAAGUCUCGAGGCAAAGCUCAGACAUGUCUGGUCACCCACAGGUGGUAAACUUCACAGAGGAACAAAAGCAACAGCUGAAAAAGUUCCAAGUUUUGUACCCAUGUUACUUUGACAAAAACAGAUCGCACAAACAAGGUAGAAGAGUUCCAGUGGAAUGGGCAGUAGAGAACCCACUGGCUCAAACACUAGCUGAUGCCGUAAGUCAAUUGCAGAUUCCUUGCGUCAUUGAAGGCCACAAGUGUCAUCCGCAGGAUUUCGGAAACCCAGGAAGAAUACGGUUAUUUUUAAAGGAUGAAGGACUUUCGACGACCCCAUCUUUGUUUCAAAACAAACGCAUGUUUAUGAAACUUGUCUCUAAAUACAUGAAGGAACAUCCUACUACGCUUGAGGUGUUGAAGGAUGUGCCAAUGGAGGCCGGCGCCGAAGAUUAUGAACCCAGAAAAGUGCCCAGAGUCAAGGGCUUUGUUAUGAAUGAUAUAGUACCGAUUCAUAGUCCUUUUAGCAUGGGACAUCCAAUGGUGAAGUCUAUUUAUGAAGCGCCAGCCCCAGUGGUGACCGAAAAGCCUGUAAAAAUGCCCAAGAAUAAAUAUAAAAUGGUUCGUAGGUGA